AUGAGUUCCCUUCUCAUUGGGCUGGUUGCCAUUCUUCUAAUCAUCACAACCUUACUAGUGUCUAUACCUGGAGGCGCACAGCUAUUCCUCUUGAUCAGACUUCCUCUAACCUGGCACACGUCGGCAGCACAUUCAGUUAUUUCACAGCAUUUUGAUGGCUUCGAUGUCACCUUCCGCGCUUACGACAACACAAACACUUCAGUUCCCCCCAGACACGACCCCACCGUAGUUCCUCCACGACUACACCACAUCCUCUUGGGCCCAUCACAGCCGCAUGUGGAACAGUCUAUCGCAAGAGCCGCAUGCUUGAAGCUCCAUCCAGGAUGGCAGCCGUUCUUCUGGGACGACGUCAGCGCAGACGAGUUUGUGCAACAGCAUUUCCCAAAAUACUGGGAGAUGUGGCGGAAUUACCCGUACUGGGAGCAAAAGGUUGAUGCGCUUCGAUACGUGUUGUAUACGGAUGGGGGUGCGGUCCUGGAUCUAGACCUCGAAUGCAAACGCUCGUUGGAACCGUUACGCCGGUUCGAGUUCGUCGCACCAGCCGCUCAUCCAUUUGGGUUCUCCGUUGACAUGAUGAUGGCAUCCCCGCGGAACGCCUUUGUCAAGGAGCUGAUUUGGAAUUUGCCCGCUUUUAAUCGACAAUGGCUGCUGUCUCCGGAUGCAACGGCCAUGUUCAGUACCGGGCGUCAUUAUGCUUCCUGGCGUUAUGCUCAGCGGGAUGAUCAUCCGCUGGUGUCGCAAUGCUCACAGAAGAGAGAAAGCAUUGGUGCAUAG
Molecule: messenger RNA, 774 nt
Organism: Aspergillus terreus NIH2624
Lineage: Eukaryota; Fungi; Ascomycota; Eurotiomycetes; Eurotiales; Aspergillaceae
Product: glycosyltransferase family 32 protein
Exons: 3
Coding region: 1-774 (257 amino acids)
Biological process (GO): mannosyl-inositol phosphorylceramide biosynthetic process
Molecular function (GO): mannosyltransferase activity
Source: RefSeq, a predicted model, not a curated record